Arabidopsis arenosa is the source of this 4821-nucleotide messenger RNA. The record is from the annotation of a GenBank genome assembly. NCBI's taxonomy places the organism in Eukaryota, Viridiplantae, Streptophyta, Magnoliopsida, Brassicales, Brassicaceae.
GGUCACAAAGCAGAGCUGCUUUGCCCGUAGAUGUCAAAAUCUCUAGCUACAACGGGAGCCAGCCGGAGCCAGAGCCGGAAAUGGAGCUGGAACCGAGUUGGAUCCGGUGCUGGAACCGGGGCUGGAGCAGGAGCUGGUGCUAGAGACAGACAUUCCAACGUCGUCCUGACGGAGACGAAAGAAGAAGCAGUGGCAAAUACAGUUCUGUUGCUGGUUUCAGGAGGAAUGAUUCUUCCAUAUUCGACACAGUUCACUUGCCCUGUUCAAGAAAAUGGAUUCAGCCCUUCUUCGGUUCUUUCAAGAUAUCGUUUUGAGGUUACUUCGUUGAGAUAUGACUGUUUUGCUUCGGUGAAGAUUCCCUCCUCCUCGAAGUGGAAUGUUAUGAGGUCAAGACGAAAUGUGAAAGCUUUUGGGUUGGUUGAUAAACUUGGGAAGAAGGGAUGGAGAGGCAAAGAAGAAGAUAGUGAUAGUGAAGAUGACGAAGAUGAAGUGAAAAAAGAUACCUCUGGCGGGAAAGAAGCGAGUCUCGAUGAUCCAGAAGAGAGACGGGAAUGGAGGAAGACGAUAAGAGAGGUGAUUGAUAAGCAUCCCGAUAUCGAAGAAGAGGAGGAGAUUGAUAUGGUUGAGAAGAGGAGGAAGAUGCAGAAGCUUCUUGCUGAUUACCCUCUUGUUGUGAAUGAAGAGGAUCCUAAUUGGCCUGAAGAUGCUGAUGGUUGGGGUUUUAGUUUCAACCAGUUCUUUAAUAAGAUAGCGAUUAAGAAUGAAAAGAAGGAUGAUGAUGAUGAUGAAGAUAAUGAAGGAGAUGAUGGUGAGAAGGAGAUUGUGUGGCAAGAUGAUAACUAUAUACGCCCGAUCAAAGAUCUCACAACUGCAGAAUGGGAGGAGACGGUGUUUAAAGAUAUCAGUCCUCUCAUGGUUCUUGUUCACAACCGCUACAAGAGGCCAAAGGAAAACGAAAAAUUCAGGGAAGAACUAGAGAAGGCGAUUCAAGUUAUAUGGAACUGUGGACUUCCUUCACCUAGAUGUGUUGCUGUUGAUGCUGUGGUUGAGACAGAUUUGGUCUCUGCUCUGAAAGUAUCUGUGUACCCGGAGAUCAUCUUCACGAAAGCUGGAAAGAUACUAUACCGUGAGAAAGGCAUUAGAACAGCAGAUGAGCUUUCAAAAAUCAUGGCCUUCUUCUAUUAUGGAGCUGCAAAACCACCUUGUUUGAAUGGUGUUGUGAAUUCGCAAGAACAUAUUCCUUUAGUCGAUAACAUGAUAAAUUAUGAGUCUCAGAAGCAGAGACUUCGCGUCCCAGACGAGCGGGAGGCGUUGGCAUCGCUCGCCCCUGCUCAUCCUCUGCCGCCCCGUAAGACGCAUUCCUAUGUCGAGCAAUACGAACAGAAGCCGCACCAUCCAAUCCGCAAAUAUAGCCUUGAUGAGGGCAUUAAAUCCGUGACAUCGGAUUCUGAAGCUGUUUAUUUUGAUUCCUCCGAUGGAGAGUUCUCUACCGAAGGAGUAGUCAUCAUCAAUGGAAGAACCAGUGGUGAAAGAGGUAACGGAGAGGAAUACGGUUUUGUCACGCCUCCAUCGAAACCAGCAUCACAGCGCGGUGAAAAUGACGGCGGCGGGGAGGAUGAUAUCGAGUCCCUUCCAGAAUUCAUCGGUGCAGGAGGCGGCGUUGACGUAUUUAAGGUGCCGGUGCGUGCCGCGGUGAAUCCCGGACGGCCGCCAUGUCUCGAGCUCCGACCGCAUCCGUUAAGAGAGACACAGACGGGAAAGUUUCUGAGAAACAUUGCGUGCACAGAAAGUCAGCUAUGGGCGGGACAAGAGAACGGCGUGAGGUUCUGGAACUUGGAGGAAGCAUACGAGGUUGGUUGUGGCCUUGGCGGGCAGGUACGGCGAGGGGAUGAGGAUACAGCGCCGUUUCAUGAAUCUGUUCCGACCUCGCCUGCCUUGUGUUUGAUGAUUGACCACGGCAAUAGGCUUGUGUGGACCGGCCACAAGGAUGGCAAAAUUAGGGCCUGGAAAAUGAAUCAGCCGAUUACGACUACUGCGGAUGAUUCAAAGCCUUUCAAGGAACGACUCUCGUGGCAAGCUCAUCGUGGUCCUGUGAAUUAUAUUGUCAUAAGCUCAUAUGGUGAUAUGUGGUCAUGUUCUGAUGGCGGUGUGAUAAAAAUAUGGACUUUGGAUUCUUUAGAGAAGUCUCUUGUGCUUAAACCGGAGGAGAAACAUAUGGCCGCAUUGUUAGUUGAGAGGUCUGGCAUUGACCUGAGGAGCCAAGUUACUGUCAAUGGUACAUGCAGCAUAUCUUCGUCAGAUGUCAAGUUUUUGUUAGUUGAUACAGUAAGAGCUAAAGUGUGGGCUGUGCAGCACCUCUCAUUCUCACUAUGGGAUGCUCAGAAUAAAGAGCUUCUGAAAGUUUUUAAUAUUGAUGGGCAAGUUGAAAAUCGUGUGGACAUGCCACCAACGCAAGGUCAACAAGUUGAAGACACGAAAGCGAAGUUCUUUUCCGCACCAAAAAAGGAGAAAUCACAGGGCUUUCUGCAAAGAUCGCGCCAUGCCAUAAUGGGAGCUGCAGGAGCUGUUCGUCGAGCUGCCACUAGAAGUACAGGAGCUUUUGCAGAAGACACUAGGAAAGUAGAAGCUAUUGCGAUAGCGGCAGAUGGAUCAAUUUGGACUGGAAGCAUGAAUGGCGUAAUUGCUCAGUGGGACGGAAAUGGAAGCCGCUUGCGGGAGGUGAAUCAUCAUCAGCAGGCUGUUCUUUGCUUUUGCACUUUUGGUGAUCGAAUAUAUGUGGGUUAUGCAAGUGGUUACAUCCAGGUCUUGGAUCUUGGUGGAAAGCUAAUUGCAAGCUGGGUUUCACACAAUGAACCUGUGAUAAAGCUAGCAGCAGGUGGUGGUUUCAUUUUUAGUUUAGCCACUCAUGGUGGUGUAAGAGGAUGGUAUGUGACAUCUCCAGGACCUCUAGACAGCGUAAUCCGAACAGAAUUGUCUCAAAAGGAAAUGACAUAUGCCCGACAAGACAGUGUUAAAAUCUUGAUUGGUACCUGGAAUGUUGGUGAAGGACGGGCUUCACGCGGAGCGCUUGUGUCUUGGCUGGGUUCUGCUGUUUCAGAUGUUGGCAUUGUCGCUGUUGGCUUGCAAGAGGUGGAUAUGGGGGCUGGUUUCCUAGCCAUGUCCACUGCCAAGGAAACGGUAGGGGUUGAAGGAAGUGCCGUGGGCCAGUGGUGGCUUGAUGCAAUUGGAAAUGCACUGGAUGAGAGAAAUACUUUCGAACGUAUGGGUUCAAGGCAAUUGGCAGGACUGCUAAUAUCUCUUUGGGUGAGGAAGAGUAUUAGAACACAUGUCGGGGAUCUUGAUGUCGCAGCAGUUCCUUGUGGAUUUGGCCGCGCCAUUGGGAACAAGGGAGGUGUGGGUUUGAGAAUCAGAGUUUAUGACCGGAUUAUGUGCUUUGUGAACUGUCACUUGGCUGCUCACUUGGAGGCAGUUACUCGGAGAAACGCGGAUUUCAAUCACAUAUAUCGGUCAAUGGUCUUUUCCAAAGGACAAAGUGUAUAUACUGCUGCAGCUGCUGGUGCUUCAACAUCAGCUCAAGCGCUAAAAAAUAACCCUAAUACAAACAUCAGCACUGAAGAGGAGAAGUCUGAUUUAGCAGCAGCAGAUCUGGUUGCAUUUUUCGGUGACUUCAAUUACAGGUUGUUUGGUAUAACCUACGAUGAAGCGAGGGACUUCAUUUCGCACCGAUCUUUUGAUUGGCUCAGAGAGAAAGACCAACUUAGGCAAGAGAUGAAUGAGGGAAAAGUGUUCCAAGGAAUGCGUGAGGCGUUAAUCACCUUCCCGCCGACUUACAAAUUUGAAAAGAAUAAACCAGGUCUUGGAGGGUAUGAUUCAGGAGAGAAAAAGCGAAUACCCGCAUGGUGCGACAGAGUUAUAUAUAGAGACAACCAAUCAAUCUCAAAUUCAGAAUGCAGUUUGCAGUGCCCUGUAGUUUCGUCGACUGUAAUGUAUGAAGCUUGCAUGGAUGUGACUGAGAGUGAUCACAAACCCGUGCGGUGCAAACUUCAUGCUAACAUAGCUCACACCGAUAAAUCUGUGCGAAGACAGGAGCUAGGGAAAAUAGUAAAGUCCAAUGAGAAACUCAGAUCCAUGUUCGAGGAACUAAAAUCGGUUCCAGAAACAUCAGUGAGCACCAACAACAUUCUUCUUCAUAGUCAGGACACUUUCAUCUUUACUAUCAGAAACACUUCAAACUCGAGUAGAGCCAUCUUCAACAUCGUCUGCAAGGGUCAAAGUCUCAUUAGAGAGGAUGGAGAGGAACCUGAUAAUCAUACAAGAGGCACCUUUGGUCUCCCUCGCUGGCUUGAGGUUUCUCCAGGAGCUGGGAUUAUAAAACCAGAUGCUUCACUGCAGGUGAAGGUUCAUCAUGAAGACUUUCACACCUCAGAGGAGUCCGUUGAUGGCAUCCAACAAAACUCAUUGUCUGAAGAAAGUUCUGACAAAGAAGUGACCCUGAUCAUAAUCAUUCAGGGAAGCUGCUCGACCAGAACAACAAGCCACUCUAUCAAAGUCCGCCACUGCUCCUCAGCAGCCAAAUCCCUUAGUCUCGUUCAUUCUAAAACAACCAGCAUGACAAAGAAUCUAGAGGGUUCCACUCGUUACCAAACAGAUGCUAACCGUGGUGGAAGCACCAGACACAGAACCGAUGACUCCACCAGACGGGGUUGAUGAUGUUUCCUGUUAACAUCACAACUAUAGCUAGAUCUUAGGAGCAGAAGAACUGUGAAGCCAUCAAAAGAAAUGCAUCCAGACCCAGUAGGAUAUUAAAUAUCUUAUUCACAA